UUCAUCUACUGUAAAUGUAACCUUUAUCCCUUUGAGUUUGCUGAAGCUUGUUGCUUGGAUACACACACUGCGCCCGGCCCGUCUCCAAAUGAGUUUACGCACCAGAAAUGAUCGACUCAUGGCAACAAUCUGAAAGCAUAACACCGACAAUACAAACCACGGCUUCUAAAAAUAGAUUGCGGUUUGAGCGCUUGAUAUUUUGCAAAAACGAGUAAUGCGGCACAAGGUGGUCGCGGUCACCCAGUGCGCAGAGCGAGCGCAGUAACUUGAGAUGAAAGGCUUGGGGACAUAAUUGGAUGAGAAUUGUUUACAGAGAAAGUGGUUAUUCGAUUCUGGCCUGCUUCCGUUAUGGACCAUUUGCUGAGUGAGGAGAUCAGUAGUGUUCCCAUGCCAGGCUAUUGACUCAUGAUUUAUAUUUUAUGUAGCCUUUUAAAUGGCUGCUUUUCUUAUUGUUUAUACAUGUCUAAUAAUGUUAUAUCGAGCAACUAGUGUCACUGUGUCGAUUUGUAAAUGACAACGUGAUCAUCUAUUUGACUUAGAUUAUACAUACUAUUUCCUCUCCUACUAUAACCUUGAAAUAGGCCUAUUAUGAUGGAAGACAAACAGCCUCAAUAAAAGUUAGUAGCAUAUACUCUCCAGAGUUUAAGCACUACGCUCCUCCUAUCUUGUCACUUGAGAAAUGAAGAUAGGACGGGCUUAGUUUUCUCUAUUGAGGUCAAGCAGCUCCACAAAGUGCCUAAUAGCUCAUUAUUGGCUCAGCUGCCUGUCUGCCUCGAGCACAGUUUCAGAAUGUGGCCACUGGAGGCUCCCAGCAGUUUAUGCGUCACUUCAUUCCGAACGCCGAUGAUGGCGGAGCUCGAGAUAGUGCAGCCUGAACCGGAGGCGCCCGAAGUUCUCAAUGGGGACGCCGACGAAAACGAAGCGAAAGAGGACGCGGAGCCCUCCGAAACAGGGAAGAAAAAGAGAAGAAAAAAGAAGAAGAAGAAGACCGCUGUCCCAGCAGGGACAAAUGAGUCUGAGGGGGAUGGAGAUACGGGAGGAGGUGUUGGUGAUGUGACGAAACAGUUGGAGCAGCAAGCCCUGCCCGAGGACAUAGAUAAGGAGGAUGAUGGAGAGGAGGAUGGAGAAGAGGGUGAAAACUCCGCAGGGAAGAAGAAGAAGAAGAAGAAGAAGAAUAAGAAGAGAGUGAAGGGGCAGACUGACCCUCCCACUGUCCCUAUUUGUGAGCUGUAUCCCAGUGCUGUCUUCCCAAAGGGAGAGGAAUGUGAAUAUCCUCCAUCUAAAGACGGGCGCAGUGCAGCGUGGCGGACCACCCACGAGGAGAAGAGGGUCCUUGACAAGGCCAACGAGGAGAUGUGGAGCGACUUCCGUCAGGCUGCCGAGGCCCACAGACAGGUCCGAAACUACAUCAACACCUGGAUCAAACCUGGGAUGACCAUGAUCGACAUCUGUGAACGACUGGAGGACUGCAGUAGGAGGCUGAUCAAAGAGAACGGUCUGAAGGCUGGCCUGGCAUUCCCCACUGGCUGCUCAAUCAACCAUGUUGCUGCCCACUACACUCCUAAUGCUGGUGACCCCACAGUCCUGCAGUACAACGACGUCUGCAAGAUAGACUUCGGCACGCACAUCAACGGUCGAAUCAUUGACUGUGCCUUCACCGUGACCUUCAACCCAAAGUACGACAGAUUACUGGAGGCUGUGAGAGAUGCUACCAACACAGGCAUCAGGUGUGCGGGGAUAGAUGUGCGUCUGUGUGACGUGGGUGAAACCAUCCAGGAGGUCAUGGAGUCUUAUGAGGUGGAGAUAGAUGGGAAAACAUACCAAGUAAAGCCAAUCAGGAACCUCAAUGGCCACUCCAUCGGCCAGUACAGGAUACAUGCAGGCAAGACUGUCCCCAUCGUCAAGGGAGGAGAAGCUACCAGAAUGGAGGAAGGUGAGGUGUACGCAAUCGAGACGUUUGGCAGCACUGGGAGGGGAGCUGUUCACGGUGACAUGGACUGCUCGCAUUACAUGAAAAACUUCAACGUUGGACACGUGCCAAUAAGGCUCCCCAGAGCUAAGCAUCUGCUCAACGUGAUCAACGACAACUUCGGGACGUUGGCGUUUUGCCGCCGCUGGUUGGACCGGCAGGGAGAGAGCAAGUACCUGAUGGCCCUGAAGAACCUGUGUGACCUGGGCAUCAUAGACCCGUACCCUCCUCUCUGUGACACCAAGGGCUCCUACACUGCCCAAUACGAACACACCAUCCUUCUCAGGCCCACCUGUAAGGAAGUGGUGAGCAGGGGUGAUGACUACUGAGUACGUUCCCGUGGGCCAGCUGGCCUCGAACCAGGAAGAACAGGAAGACAAAGAAUGAGAGAAGAUACAGUAUAUCAGAAAAGUGAGUACACCCCUCACAUUUUUGUAAAUAUUUGAGUAUAUCUUUUCAUGUGACAACACUGAAGAAAUGACACUUUGCUACAAUGUAAAGU
Molecule: messenger RNA, 2471 nt
Organism: Oncorhynchus mykiss (rainbow trout)
Lineage: Eukaryota; Metazoa; Chordata; Actinopteri; Salmoniformes; Salmonidae
Product: methionine aminopeptidase 2-like
Biological process (GO): proteolysis
Cellular component (GO): cytoplasm
Molecular function (GO): metalloaminopeptidase activity
Source: RefSeq, a predicted model, not a curated record